Molecule: messenger RNA, 796 nt
Organism: Pectinophora gossypiella (pink bollworm)
Lineage: Eukaryota; Metazoa; Arthropoda; Insecta; Lepidoptera; Gelechiidae
Exons: 1
Coding region: 113-796 (227 amino acids)
Source: RefSeq, a predicted model, not a curated record
AGUACAAUACAAUAAUUUAAUUUAUUUAUGCAAAUUAUUAGUGCAUAGUUAGUGCCACUCGCCUGCAGUGUAUUUCUCCUUUCACCAAUAUCACCUCCAGCAUCUCAUCACUAUGGACCAUGCACAGGUACACACUAGUAUGGAUAAAAUGAUCAAGAUGUUCGACACAAAAAUGGCAGAAUUUCAAGCAGAGCUAAACCAAGCAACGCGCAAAAAUCCUUCGACCAUUGCUGCCCUCAAUGCUGAGUUCCAGACCUUUAAGGCCUUUGUUUGUAACGGCCUUAACGUGUUGCGUGGUGAGGUUAAAGCGCUUGCAAGAGGAGUGGAUCGUAUCGAGAUGAAGUCACGUCGCAAAAUGCUACUAGUUCAUGGUGUACCGGAAAAGAAAAAUGAGGACAUCGCUAGUGUGGUGACUUCUUCAUUAUCCGCCAAAAUUAAAGUCCCCAAUUUUAAUGUGGACUGUCUUCGUACGUGUCAUCGCAUGGGCAAAGUCACAAAUAAUAGUGGUAAGCUUCGGCCCAUUGUUUUAAAAUUCACGGACAUGGCUAUGCGGGAUAGUAUCUGGAACACCAAGACUGCACUGAAGGGGUCAAAGAUCACCGUUUCUGAGUUCCUAACCAAGUCUCGGCACAGUGUCUUCAUGGCGGCGAGAGAUAAGUACGGCAUCUCUAAUUGCUGGACGCGGGAUGGAUUCAUUUUUAUCAAGACUCCUGAUAGUGCCAAGCAAAGGGUGGAAUCUUUGGCCGAACUUUUAGUUUUACCCGCACCGACUGCAAAUGUGGCUACCGUUCCGUAG